Messenger RNA from Sebastes umbrosus (honeycomb rockfish), 3892 nucleotides. RefSeq names its product valyl-tRNA synthetase 2, mitochondrial (gene vars2). Gene Ontology annotation, biological process: valyl-tRNA aminoacylation. Gene Ontology annotation, molecular function: ATP binding; valine-tRNA ligase activity; aminoacyl-tRNA deacylase activity. Gene Ontology annotation, cellular component: cytosol. The coding region runs from base 267 to 3500 and encodes 1077 amino acids. The transcript has 30 exons. NCBI's taxonomy places the organism in Eukaryota, Metazoa, Chordata, Actinopteri, Perciformes, Sebastidae. The record is from RefSeq and is a predicted model, not a curated record.
UCCAGACGGACACAGCAUGUUAUUUCCGGUUGUCCGUGAUGUUUAACAGUCCGUCAACAGACUUCCUCCUAAUGCAGAGAAUAACAGAGAAAGUAUAACUAUAUAUAACUAAUAAUGAGUUAAUGUGACAUCACUGUUACCCCACCAGCUCACACUCUGAUGUGAGCUUUAACAUCAUAUGAAUGCACUUCAUUGAGCUCACUAGAGGCUGAGAGGCUGAGAGGUCGCAGCUGUUCAUCCUGUUGAACCACAGGUGUUAUCUGAGGAUGUGGAGGACAGCUCGCCUCCUCAGUCUGAGGCUGGCAGAGAGACGAGCAGCCACCUUCUCUUCAAAACCUCCUUCAUCCUCAAACUCCUCAUCCUCCUCUUCCUCUUCACGGCCCCAGGCAGAGAAGCUGAGGCGGAGACGACAGCGUGAAGAGGCCAUCCUGUCAGGUCAACACGGUACUGCUGAACAGAAAGCAGUGGAGUGGAGUGAGAGGCAGAAGAUUGAGUACACCGCUCCAACACCUCCCGGGACAAAGAAAGACACCAGCUCGCCGUUCCCGUCCUCGUACAGUCCAGAGUAUGUGGAGUCCAGCUGGUACCAGUGGUGGGAGAAAGAGGGAUUCUUCCGUCCAGAGCAACAUGAGAGGUUGUCUCCCGCCGUGGAUCGGACCUUCUCUCUGUGUAUCCCUCCACCCAACGUGACGGGGACUCUGCACCUGGGCCACGCUCUGACCGUCGCCGUGGAGGACGCUCUGGUUCGAUGGAGACGGAUGCAGGGCUACAGAGUCCUGUGGGUCCCCGGCUGUGACCAUGCAGGUAUCGCAACACAGACGGUGGUGGAGAGGAGGCUGCUGAGGGACGAAGGGAAGCGCAGACAGGACUUCACCAGGCAACAGUUCCUACGGGAGGUGUGGAAAUGGAAGAACGAGACAGGAGAGGAGAUCUACGAGCAGCUGAGGAGCCUCGGAGCCUCUCUGGACUGGAGCAGAGCCUGUUUCACGAUGGAUCCAGGGUUCAGCAGGGCCGUGACCGAGGCCUUCGUCAGGCUGUGUGACUCUGGUCUCAUCUAUCGGUCGGAGGCUCUGGUCAACUGGAGCUGUGCUCUGGAGUCGGCCAUCUCCGACAUCGAGGUCGACUCGAAGGAGCUGUCUGGGCGGACCAUGCUGUCUGUUCCUGGUUAUGAGAAGGAGGUGGAGUUUGGAACGAUGCUGACCUUCGCGUACCCGUUGGAAGGUCACGAUGGAGAGGUGGCGGUGUCCACCACCCGUCCUGAGACGAUGCUGGGAGACGUGGCUGUAAUGGUUCACCCUGACGAUCCUCGCUAUCAGGCUGUUCAUGGGAAGCAGUGCAGACACCCGUUCACCGACAGACUGCUGCCCAUCAUCACUGACUCCAUGGUGGACAUGGAGCUGGGAACCGGUGCGGUGAAGGUGACCCCCGCUCAUGACCGUACCGACUUCCUGCUGUCACAGAGACACUCGCUGCCACGCCUUACUGUGAUCGGAGGAGACGGGACCAUGACGCCGCCCUGCGGACAGUGGCUGCAGGGAGUGAAGAGGUUUGAUGCCAGACAGCUGGUGGUGGACGCCCUGGUGGAGAAGAAGCUGUUCAGAGGAAAGAAGAGUCACGCCAUGACUCUACCCAUCUGCAGCCGCUCAGGAGACGUCAUUGAGCCUCUUCUGAAGAAGCAGUGGUUCGUUAGCUGUGAUGAAAUGGCUAAAAAAGCUAUCCAGGCUGUGGAGGACGGACAGCUGGAGAUCAUGCCUCCCUACUACACCAAGACGUGGAGGAACUGGCUGUCCAACAUCAGUGAUUGGUGCAUCUCCAGGCAGCUCUGGUGGGGUCAUCAGAUCCCGGCUUACCAAGUGGAGCUCCCUGAUUCUACCGACAGACAAGAGGAGCGGUGGGUUUGGGGACGGAGUGAGGACGAGGCCCGACAAAGAGCUGCUGUCAAAUACGGAGUGAAGCCAGAAGACGUCACGUUGACUCAGGACCCUGACGUUCUGGAUACGUGGUUCUCUUCGGGGCUGUUUCCCUUCGCCAUGCUCGGCUGGCCUGAGCAGACCGCCGACCUUCAGCGCUUCUACCCCAACUCCAUCCUGGAGACGGGCAGUGACCUCAUCUUCUUCUGGGUGGCGAGGAUGGUGAUGCUGGGCACAGAGCUGACUGGACAGCUGCCCUUCAAACAGGUUCUCCUUCACUCUCUGGUGAGAGAUAAACACGGCAGGAAGAUGAGUAAAUCUCUGGGAAACGUCAUCAACCCAUUGGAUGUUAUACACGGAAUCUCUCUGGAGAGACUUCAGGAGAAAGUGAAGGAGGGAAACCUGGACCCCAGGGAGCGGCUGGUUGCCAUGGAAGCUCAGAGGAAAGACUUCCCCAGAGGGAUCCCUCAGUGUGGGACCGAUGCUCUGAGGCUGGCCCUUUGCUCUCACAAGAUUCAGGGAGAAGACAUCAGUCUGUCCAUCUCUCAGGUCCUGAGCUGCAGACACUUCUGUAAUAAGAUGUGGCAGACGCUGAGAUUCACACUGGGAGUGCUGGGAGACAACACAACACCGGUGGGAACACUGGAAGAGACGGCUGCUGUCGGCAGCAUGGAGCGCUGGAUCUGCUCCCGGCUCUACAGCACCGUGGUCCAGUGUGAGCGGGCCUUCAAGGCCUACGAGCUGCACACGGUCACAUCCGCCCUGCACUCCUUCUGGCUCCACAGCCUGUGUGACGUCUACAUGGAGUACGUGAAGCCGGUGCUGGUCCAGCAGGACGGGGGGGCGGCGGUGGUCCAGACUGACACAGAGCACAGUGUGAGAGCGAGGCAGGUGGCCAGCAGCGUCCUCUAUCACUGUGUGUCCACGUCUCUGGCCCUGCUCUCCCCCUUCAUGCCCUUCAUCACCGAGGAGCUGUGGCAGAGACUCCAGCCGUUCAGACCUGCAGCUGCUGCCCGGCCCGCUCUAUGUCUACAGCCGUACCCCCGCUCCUCUCAGCUGGCUCACUGGUAUUUCCCUGAAGAGGAAAGAGACUUCCUGCUGGUGCAGGAAGUGAUCCGAGUGGCCCGCUCGCUGCGAGCCGAGUGUGGCCUUACCAAAGAAAAACCAGCCAUGUGGGCGGUGUGUUCACCCAGCCAGGCCCAGGUCCUCCUUCACUUCGGCUCAGCUGUUUGGACUUUAAGCCGGAUCUCCAGCCUCCAUAUCUCCUGUCCUGAUGGAGCGGACCACCUGCUCCCCGUCCACUCCUCUCCUCCUGCAGGAGGCCUCGUCGGCGUGGUGGACCACACAUGUCAGCUACACCUUCCCAUUCAGAGUGGAAUGAAGACUGACAGACGGAUGGUGCAGCUCUCCCAGCGCAGAGACAAGCUUGUUCCAGAGCUGGAGAAGAUGCUCUGCAGAGUCCGGUCUGCAGACUACCUGACCAAGGUUCCUGCUGCGGUCAGGCAGCAGAUGGACACUAAGAUGUCGGCCUUGCAGCAGGAACUGAAGACCGUUGAGGAGCAGAUGAAGGUCCUGAAGGAGACAGAAUAACUGCAGGACGUCCCAACUGAUCGACUCGGUGGAUUAUUUAUAAUAUCGUCUGAGAGAUGGAGAGAUCUCUACACUGUUAGAAUGAAGGAGACGUUGCAUAACAUCAUUAUUAUGUUGUUCACAUCAUGCAGCCUGUGAUGCUGCACUACUGUACUGCAUCAUUAACGACUCACCUGCAGACGGAGCUGCGGCAGGCUGCGGGUAUCCGUGGUAAAGCUUCUGUUUCUUAAUGCACAGACGGUAUGAUAUGGAAGUCUGACGCGGUUCAUCCGGAGCUCCUGUUCAGCAAAUCUAUGUGUCAAAAGUUGUGAUCACAAAAUGUCUUUUCAGAUUAACAGUCCUUCACACUGAUCAUGUUUAUUUAAAAUGAAUGUUUCUCUUCCUAAACUCGA